AUGGAUCCUACGAGACAGUUCAUGGAUCGACUCGGAGUCACGGUCGACUCCAACUCAUCUUACCUACUUGUUGCAGUGCUUCUGGUCGCUGGCACGUAUGCUCUCGCUGUGCCAAUCAUAAGCUUCGUUCGUGUCCUGUUGAGUCUGUUCAUUCUGCCUGGAAAAUCUCUAUCGUCCUACAGUCCUCGUGGCUCAUGGGCUCUUAUCACUGGUGCUAGCGACGGCAUCGGUAAAGAGUUCGCCCUUUCGCUCGCCGCAAAGGGCUACAACCUCCUCCUCAUUUCGCGUACGCAGUCCAAACUCGACAGUCUCGCUUCCGACAUCACCACCAAAUAUGGUCCAAAUAUCUCUACAAAGACGCUCGCAAUGGACUUCGGUCAGAACAAGGAUAGCGACUACGCUUCGCUGCGGAAGCUUAUUGACGGCUUGGACAUCAGUAUUCUGGUUAACAACGUGGGACAGAGCCACAGCAUCCCAGUGCCAUUCGUGGAGACGCCUGCCAACGAGAUGAACAAUAUCAUCACUAUUAACUGCAUGGCUACUCUGAAGGUCACGCAGACGGUUGCGCCCGGCAUGAUCUCUCGCAAGCGCGGGCUUAUCCUCACUAUGGCUUCCACCGGCGGAUUCUUUCCCACACCUCUCCUUGCAACGUACUCCGGCAGCAAAGCCUUUCUUCAGCAGUGGUCCACUGCGCUCGCCUCCGAACUCGAACCCCACGGUGUGCAUGUGCAGUGUGUACAGUCGCACCUUGUCACAACCGCUAUGUCCAAGAUCCGCAAGUCGUCCGCGCUUGUCCCUAAUCCACGACAGUUCGUAAGGAGCGUGCUUGGCAAACUGGGUAGAAGUGGUGGUGCGCAGAAUGUUGCUUUUACCAGUGCACCUUACUGGAGUCACGGGUUGAUGAUCUGGUUCCUUUCGCGAUUCAUCGGUGAGAGGGCACCGAUCGUUGUGAAGAUCAACAAGAGCAUGCACGAAGACAUCCGAAAGCGAGCGUUGAGAAAAGCCGCCAGAGAUGAGAAGAAUCAAUAG
Molecule: messenger RNA, 1029 nt
Organism: Didymosphaeria variabile
Lineage: Eukaryota; Fungi; Ascomycota; Dothideomycetes; Pleosporales; Didymosphaeriaceae
Exons: 2
Coding region: 1-1029 (342 amino acids)
Biological process (GO): fatty acid elongation
Cellular component (GO): endoplasmic reticulum
Molecular function (GO): ketoreductase activity
Source: RefSeq, a predicted model, not a curated record